GAGCGAGAGAAGAGAGAAACUGAUUAGGAAUUAGGACUGAUUCAAGGGAAGCGAGCGCCAGGGCUUUGUGCAUUUGAAUAUUAACAUUUGAGGUGUUCUGACCAGAAGAAGACUGAGCGGAUGAUCAUUCAUUCACCACGUUGACAACCUCGCCUGUGAUUGACAGCCGGAGUGGCAGAAAGCCAUGAGAUUUGGUAGUUGGGUCUGAGGGGCGCUUUUUUUUUUUUAACUGAUUUUUUGGGGAGAGAAGAUCUGCUUUUUUUUGCCCCCGCUGCUGUCUUGGAAACGGAGCGCUUUUAUGCUCAGUGACUCGGGAGCUUUGCUUCAGGUCCCAUAGACCGAAGAUCUGGGACCAGUAGCUCACGUUGCUGGAGACGUUAAGGGAUUUUUCGUCGUGCUUUUUAUUUUUUUUUUCCGGGGGAAUUUACGUAUUUGUUUCUUUUCACACUGGCCUUAAAGAGGAUAUAUUAGAAGUUGAAGUAGGAAGGGAGCCAGGGAGGCCGAUGGCGCAAAGGUACGACGAUCUACCCCAUUAUGGGGGCAUGGAUGGAGUAGGCAUCCCCUCCACGAUGUAUGGGGACCCGCACGCGGCCAGGUCCAUGCAGCCCGUCCACCACCUGAACCACGGGCCUCCUCUGCACUCGCAUCAGUAUCCGCACACAGCUCACACCAACGCCAUGGCUCCCAGCAUGGGUUCCUCCGUCAAUGACGCUUUAAAGAGAGAUAAAGAUGCCAUUUAUGGACACCCCCUCUUCCCUCUCUUAGCACUGAUUUUUGAGAAAUGUGAAUUAGCUACUUGUACCCCCCGCGAGCCGGGGGUGGCGGGCGGGGACGUCUGCUCGUCAGAGUCAUUCAAUGAAGAUAUAGCCGUGUUCGCCAAACAGGUCAGCAAAAUCAAUGUUUCAAAAGUAAAAGAAAAAAAAGAAAAAGAAAAAGAAAGAAAGAAAAGAAAAGAACCUCCCUCCCUACCACCCAGCACAUUUGCAAAAGUAACCAGCGAACAGUCCGCCCUAAGCCAGGCCUGUUACAUCUUCUCUGAGCUUUUCCUCCUAAAUGAGUGUCUUUGCGGACGCCUGAAAAUCACCCCAGUUCUUACCCACUCUCGCUACCUAACCCGACGCAGAAAGCUCAGUCUGUAAAAUGCAACCCCAAAGCCCACGCGCAGGAGCUGCCUUGGACUUGGCGAGCUGGGCAGCGAUCUCUUAGAAGCACAGUUGCUGGGAGAAGUAAUCCUGUGCUCUGGGCUUGUUUUCGGAUUGUUUGACUCACAUUGAAGGGUUUCUGCACGGGACGAACUCGGUGUCACAGAGCCUCUCCCGGAGGUUACAUCCUGCCCCCGACAGUGUAAUGAGGCAAGAAACUAGGAAGGCGACCAGAUUUCAAAUGUUUCUUUCUCCCCCC
Molecule: messenger RNA, 1401 nt
Organism: Physeter macrocephalus (sperm whale)
Lineage: Eukaryota; Metazoa; Chordata; Mammalia; Artiodactyla; Physeteridae
Product: homeobox protein Meis1-like
Exons: 3
Coding region: 504-1139 (211 amino acids)
Source: RefSeq, a predicted model, not a curated record